Molecule: messenger RNA, 1806 nt
Organism: Condylostylus longicornis
Lineage: Eukaryota; Metazoa; Arthropoda; Insecta; Diptera; Dolichopodidae
Product: probable serine/threonine-protein kinase fhkB
Exons: 4
Coding region: 1-1806 (601 amino acids)
Source: RefSeq, a predicted model, not a curated record
AUGAAUAUUCAACCUUUAGAUAUCUUCGAAGCCGAAGAUUUAAUUAAAUAUGAAAUGUUUGGUUUAUCAAACGCUACUAUGGUACCAGUUAUGAUUACAAUGACCCCAGCUGGUAUUACACCAUUGACGCCGCAACCGGCUUCAUCAGCUUCAAUCGGUAAUCAAUCAGUAACAGUAUCAACACCAUCAGUAGCUAGUAUUGGUAAUCCUAUAUUAAAUACAUUAACUGGUACCUCAAUGGAAACACAAUAUGACGCCAGCACAAAUACGAUUAGUAAUAAUUUAGGAAGUCUUGUUAGCAAUUUCAAUGAUCAAACUUUAACACAAACAGCACCAUCAUCAACAGCAUCAACACCUUUACAAUUACAACAACAACAACAAAUUCAUCAAUUUCAUACUUUACAAUUACAUCCCCCAGGGAAUACAACUCCAUUAGGGGUGCAACCCCAAUUAAUACCACCCGGGAGUAUCAUAGUUCCGGCAUCACAAACAGCAAAAUUAACACCUGAACAAUUACAGCAACUUGAGUUGGCAGCAGCAAAUGGUCUAAUAGGUAGUGGUAUUGUUUAUCAAACAUUACCAUUACCGGCAAUAACACCACCCCAACAACAACCACCUCCAAUAUUUUCUACAACACAACAAUCACAAUUAACCCAAACCCCAGUUGAAUCACAACAAUUCAUAGAUGAGCAAUCCCAAGAACAACAACAGCAUUGUCAUAUUUUACAAACGCAACAACAACAAAAUAAUAUAAGUACAGCAACAAAAAUAACCCAGACUACAAAACCAGUAACAACAAAAAAUGCUGCCACUAUAACAACAGCUACAAUGACAAUAUUAGAAGAUGAAAAUGAAAAUGAAGAUGAAGAUGAUGGUGAAGCAGAUGAUUUAGAUGAUGAUGAUAAUGAUGAUGAUGAUAUGGAAUCAAAUCAUGGAAACGAUUCAUAUACAACAUCAUGUAUUCCAAAGAAUUUCUCAAUGAAUGGAAGAAAUAAUAAUAAUUUUGUAACAAAUUUUGGACGGAUAACAGCUGGUGAUUUUUUUAGUAGUCAAUAUGAACCUGGCUGUAAUGUUGGUUGUAAUGCUCUUAUGAUAAUGGGUAUUGGAAGUAGCAGUAGUAGCGGGAAUCGUAAUGGGAAUAUUGAAAUGAAUGGUAAUACAUUAUUAACAAAUCGUAAUAGAAGACAAUCACAACAACAGCAAUUGCAACAACAGCAGCAACAAUAUUCAGAGCUACAACGGCAAAGUUCUAUAAUUGGAAAUCCAAUUGGAAAUUUAUUAGAUAAUAAUAUUGUAACAUCUGGAAUAUGUAGUAAUGGUAUUGGAAGCGAUAUAAUAGGUGAUGAUAAUGGAACAUAUAAAAAUGAAACAAAUAACACGAACAAUGACCAAGUGAAACAGCAGUUACCUUGCAAUUGCACUUAUAUGAGCUUUGAUAACUUUACGGAUUAUCAAAUAGUAAGACCAUUAGUUUAUAGUUAUACACUCACAAAAAGAAUAGCUUACUUACAAGUAGCUUCUUUACUAGCGACUAAACCAAAUCAGCCAACAAUAAGUCGGGCCCCAGUUGAUACUAAUAACGAUGAAAUAAUAAAAAAGGAAAAUAAGUUUAAAUUAAUUAUGAUGGUUAAAGUAAGUUUUAGGUACUCCAUCACAACACUUGCAGAUCAAAAUUAUGUCUAUGUACGUAAACUUGAAAUUAAAGCGAUUGAUUUACAUACAGUAGCCAUUUUUGAUUACAUUUGUCUUUUUGAAGAUAUUUCAAUAUUUGAACCUGAUCUUGUGCAGCAACAACAGAAUUCAUAG